Messenger RNA from Manis pentadactyla (Chinese pangolin), 910 nucleotides. It is a transcript of the gene DTYMK, whose product is annotated as deoxythymidylate kinase. Gene Ontology annotation, cellular component: mitochondrion; cytoplasm; cytosol. The record is from RefSeq and is a predicted model, not a curated record. The transcript is spliced from 5 exons. NCBI's taxonomy places the organism in Eukaryota, Metazoa, Chordata, Mammalia, Pholidota, Manidae. The coding region runs from base 47 to 685 and encodes 212 amino acids. Gene Ontology annotation, molecular function: ATP binding; dTMP kinase activity. Gene Ontology annotation, biological process: dTDP biosynthetic process; dUDP biosynthetic process; dTTP biosynthetic process.
GACGCGGCGACGCGGCGGCGCGGCGGCGCGGCGGGAAGGGGCGGCGAUGGCGGGACGGCGCGGGGCUCUCAUCGUGCUGGAGGGCGUGGACCGCGCCGGGAAGAGCACGCAGAGCCGCAAGCUGGUGGCCGCGCUGUGCGCCGCCGGCCACCGUGCGGAGCUGCUCCGCUUCCCGGAAAGAUCCACUGAAAUUGGCAAACUUCUGAGUUCCUAUUUGGAAAAGAAAAAUGAGGUGGAGGACCACUCGGUGCACCUGCUCUUCUCUGCGAACCGCUGGGAACAAGUGCCAUUAAUUAAAGAGAAGUUGAGCCAGGGUGUCACCCUCGUUGUGGACAGAUAUGCGUUUUCUGGUGUUGCCUUCACUAGCGCCAAGGAGAACUUUUCCCUGGAUUGGUGCAAGCAGCCAGACGUGGGCCUCCCCAAGCCGGACCUGGUCGUGUUCCUUCAGUUACAGUUGGUGGAGGCUGCCGCUCGGGGAGAGUUUGGCCGUGAGCGCUACGAGAACAGGACUUUCCAGGAGCGGGCUCUGCAGCGCUUCCACCAGCUCAUGGGGGACCCGAGUUUGAACUGGAAGGUGGUCGAUGCCUCCAGAAGCGUGGAAGACGUGCACGAGGAAAUCUGUACCCUCUCUGAGGACACCAUCCACGCUGCCUCACAGAGGCCGCUGGGGGAGCUGUGGAAGUAGAUGCAUGGAGCCCCCUCCCCUGCCGUCCUGCAAGCCCCAGCGUGCAGACAGCUGCCCUCACAGGUGAACAACCUGGUGCUAUGCACCAAAGCGGCUGCAAGCGGAGCCCCUGGGCCACCGUGUGAGCUGGGGUCCACGUGUCCUGGCUGCCUUCCUCUGCCUCCUUUUUGCCCUGAAGAUGUCAAUAAAUUAUUGUGCUUUUCUAUGGACAAUAAGCAACAGCCA